AUGCCAGAGUUUACAAUAGGACCGUUGGGAAACUGGGAAGGAACGGCAAAGGUCAUCAUCAAGACGGGCAACAUUGCCGAAGAGAAAGUAGACGCCAUCUGCAUAAGUGUUGGUAGUACUUUGGAACAUUCCAGUUCUACAUGGAAAGCUAUCACAAAAAUAUGUGGAACGAAAGUGUACAAGGAUGCUUACGAGAAGGCUCGGAAAGCCCAGACAACCUGGCUUAAUAGAGGAGAGAUUCUCGUUGUGGAUACAAGGGAUACUAAGCUAGAUGCAAAAUACGUUUUUCUUGUGGUAUUACCUGACAUUUACCACCUUGAGACAGCAUACACCAAUAUAUUUCGAGAGGCUAUUGCACAUAGAUGCACUUCGGUAGCCAUACCUGGACUGGGAUGCGAAGCUAAUGUGAAAGGCAUGUGUAGCGGAGACGAAUCUGAUCAACCUGGAGGCAGUUUUGAAGCCGUUGCAAAAACACCGGCGACGGUGAGCUGCGAUGUCUUAUAGAC
This is a messenger RNA of Strongylus vulgaris, 506 nucleotides long. NCBI's taxonomy places the organism in Eukaryota, Metazoa, Nematoda, Chromadorea, Rhabditida, Strongylidae. The record is from the annotation of a GenBank genome assembly.